Messenger RNA from Phytophthora infestans T30-4, 2730 nucleotides. RefSeq lists its product as uncharacterized. The record is from RefSeq and is a predicted model, not a curated record. The transcript has 2 exons. Lineage: Eukaryota; Oomycota; Peronosporomycetes; Peronosporales; Peronosporaceae. Bases 1 to 2730 code for a protein of 909 amino acids.
AUGGAGGGUCGGAGUUCUCCAUCAAGCUAUGACUUGGUUGAACGGUCUGCUUUAACUUGGCAGGAACAAGUUCACAAAGGACUCAAAAGUGAUGCUGUUCGACUGCGACUUCGAAUGUACUCGACGUUAUCAACAAAAUGCAGCGAGUCCAAGGAAAUGCAGAAGCAAGUUGGGCAGUUCUUUGGAGGAGCUACUUCUUCACUCAUAAAUGUAAUCUUCGAUGACCUGCAUUCAACCGAUAAGACGUUGCGUAUUGCGGCUGCACGGGUGUUGUGCCUCAUGGCGUACGAGAAUCUCACGAACCAGCAAUUGAUCAUUCAGAGUCAAGCGGAUGGAGACGAAGAGCAGAUUGGCGUCACUGUCGGUUGGGUGCAUGUCUUCUCAGUACCCCAGCUGCUACGAGAUCGAUACGAGUUGCACUGCGAAGAACGUGGAGUCUUCACAACCCCAAAAGGUCAAAUCGAGUUUAUUUCGAACGUGGUCAAAGACAAUUACGCGUCCAUUUACAGUCGAAUUGGUCGCUACUAUGCUGAAGGAUGUCGCGAGUUCCUGCCGCUUUGUUGGUCUUACAGUCUAGUGCACGAUUCUUCGGGGAUAACUGAUAUGAUUGACGUUCCCGAUCCUUCCGAAAACGUCUUGGGGUUUUACCUUGUUCCGAGACAAAUGCAGUUCCCGGAACAGGAUGACUAUUUCCUACACGACAUGUUGGCCUCCAUUCAAACAAAACCUGAAGUUUUGCGUCUUCAACAAGCUCAUACAGCGUUCCAACAAGUAGCUUUCCGAACGACAGAAGCUAACGCGACGGCGUUAAAGACAACUCUGCAAGGGGUAUACAGUAUACCAAACAAGGAAGAAGAUGCGGUUCUCCUAAAUCAGCAGGACAAUAAGGUUUUUCAUUGGUUGGAAUCGUUCCCGAAACGAAUGGUAACUUGGAACGAGCUACUGAUUUGGAGUUGCACUGACAUGAACACCGAGGAAAUGCUCAAGCGCUUUGGUGCAGAGUCAUUUGAGAUAGUUAAUACUACGUUUCGAAGGUUAACGUUAGGAUCUGAAGUACAAGAACACUCUUACGUAUGGGAACCUGUCUUUGUCGGGGCACUUCUGGACAACCCGGAGCUUCCUGCUGAGCUAAAAUCCAACAUCCGAGCCUUGUCCAGUGGAUACGUCAACCGACUUAAUCUCUCGAGCUGGAAAGCUAAGACCGACAAAGCGUGGAAGUAUUUAUUCCCACUCAAACUGACAGAAAUUCAUCCGAUCAGUUGGAGUGUAUUUCUAAGCAAAUGGCGUCAAAGUGCAGAUGCAAAACCGGAUGAAGAACCGCAAAUUAUUCCUCAGAGCGACCGGCGACAUCACUCCGUUGGCGAAUGCACCAAUCCAGCCUUGUUAAUAGCUCGGAAGAACGUUUUAGCCACUUUAACGCACAAUUCUCGUAUCUUCCACAGUCUCCGCGACUUGAACCAGCUACGUCAGCAACUCCCACUGAUCGCAAACCGACCACCCGAACUCAAGAAGCGCAAACUUAAGGAAAAUCGCAUGCUGUUUCGCAAGUACCAACACUCCUCUUUAAAAUUAGAUGAAGCCACACGGCAACGCUUAGAAGACAAGCGAGAAGCUCGAUACAAAGCGCAUGAAAAAGCGGCCGAAAACCGAAAGAAGACCGAGAAACUCGCUACUCAGCGACAACACGAGCUGAUUCGCUCUAAACGCGACAAAUUUGCCAAAGCGCAGGAGCGAAUACGACGCAAAGGAUAUCGCUGGAAGGCUCAUCAUGAAGCGAGACAAGAGCGUCAUCAACGCGCGCAAUGGUGGCAACAGAUGCAACACGAAGAUCUGUUAGCCCGGCAGGGGGAAUUUAUGCAGCAACAAAAGGACGAAACAGCGAGGAGACUCGAGCAAGACCAAGGCCAGAACGUACGUAGGCCUGAAGUAUUCACGCCUCAACCUCCGUCCUCUCCUGAACGGCAAUAUUCCUGUCCACACAGACCUUUAUCCGCGCGGACAGCUACUGACCCGCAGACUAUGCGUGAACGCGCUAACGUGUACGGCUGUGCGGCCUCAAAAGCUUUCGCGGCGCGAAGGCCACAAACUGCACGAGCGGAUUUCUACUCGGGGCCUCAAAGUCCUCGUAAGCAAAAAACUUCCAGUUUUCGUCGAGUUCGACCGGCAAGUGCCAAUAGCAAAAGAAGUGACACACCCAGUGCAACUCCCGCAAUUGAAGUAAACAGGAGUGAUGGUCAGUUUUUCGAAAUGGCAAAUGCCUGCCAAACGCUCGUGAUGUCCAACGCAGCGCAUGCUGUAGCGCAAGAAAUCGCCAUCCCGCCUGUAGCUGACCCUGUUCCGGAAGAAGAAAGCGUGCCGCCUGCAAUUAUCAUGGCGCAGUACUGGGCGCUGGAAAAGGAGCAGAGGUUUAAGUUGCACGAGCGCUAUUGUGUCAAUCGGGUCAGUCACAAACUCACGCUCGCAGUAUUGCAACAAUUGACUCAUGAGAUGCGGCAAGACACUGCGUGGCGAGAGUUUCUCAAGGCGGCAGGAGGAAUUGCAAGCGUGAAACGAAACAAAAACAAACGAGAAGCCAAGAUUACGUAUACUGCAUUUGCCAGCGUAGUGCAGCAACUAGGCAUCCAAGUGCCUCCUAAGCGGAUACAAAGUGUAGCACGCAGCUUAGACCCGUGGAAAACAGGGUUCGUCUCCUGGGAAUCGUUUUACACCUGGUGGAGUGCGCAAAAGUAG